AUGUGUUUUGUAGAUGGAGAAAGAAUGUUCCACCAAAAGGUACAGGAAACUAUUUCAAUGAAAGCUGCUGAAAAAGCUAAAGGUGGAACUGAGGAAUUUAUCUACAAGACGGAGGAGAAGAAAGUGGCGGAGUUAAAGUUAAUGAACAAAACGCUCUCCAGUAUCGACAACAGUUUAAAAGAACUUGUUUCAAUUAAGAAGAAGAAAUUAGAAACUGAAAUCGAGAACAACUUUUUGCACCAACAGCCACUGAUAAAUUGCUCAGCAUCUAAAUGUCCAAGAGAGCUGGAUAGAAUAUAUACAGAACAUAAGGAAGCUCAAGUGGAACAGCAAAAACUAUACGAAAGUAAACUGGAAAAAGAGAAAGAGCGUGCUGAUGAACAUCAAAGGAAACUGGAAGAGGAACGUAAAGAGUCUAUGAAGAAACAGGAAGAGAAGUUGGCAGAUAUUCAGCAUCAAUGGGAUCAACAAAGGGAAAUCAGUGAAACAGAAAUUAAAAUGAUGCGAGAAGAAAAUGAAUCUCAGAAGAAGGAAUUUCAGGAGAAAAUAAAUAAAAUGGCUGCUGAUCAUAUAAAAAAAGAAGACGAAAACAGGAUGAAGUUUGAUAAAAUGUUAAAAGAAGACAAUGCAAUGGCAGAGAAAUACGUUGCGAAUGUACGAGAUCAUUUCGAAACUAUGUUAGAUGCUGAAGCUAAGAAAAGUGCAGAGAUGGAAAAAAGUCUACAGUUACUGAUACAGAAAAUUAAAGAGGAGAAGAAAACACGGAAAGAAAUGGAAAGGGAAAACAUAAGAAAAAUGGAAGAGUACGAUGCGAAGAUUGCGGAGAUUGAAAAAGUGAUGAAAGAAUCAGAGGGCAGGGAAGACGAGAUGAAUGCAGAACUUCAACGGCUAAGAAAAGAAAAAGGCGAAUACGGAAUAAUAUCGAACUCUGCAGGUCUUCAAUGGUUUGAUUUCAUACCAGGUGUUAAUCUUGCUGCAAGAUCACUUUUGAGCUUAUUGCAAAAGUGA
This is a messenger RNA of Mercenaria mercenaria, 1008 nucleotides long. RefSeq names its product golgin subfamily A member 6-like protein 6. The transcript has 4 exons. NCBI's taxonomy places the organism in Eukaryota, Metazoa, Mollusca, Bivalvia, Venerida, Veneridae. The record is from RefSeq and is a predicted model, not a curated record. Bases 1 to 1008 code for a protein of 335 amino acids.